Molecule: messenger RNA, 762 nt
Organism: Ostreobium quekettii
Lineage: Eukaryota; Viridiplantae; Chlorophyta; Ulvophyceae; Bryopsidales; Ostreobiaceae
Source: the annotation of a GenBank genome assembly
AUGGCGCGCCACCCGGUGGAGAUGGUGCGAAUAGAAAGGGAGGAGGAACACUAUGACAGAGAACAAGUGCUGGGCCGUGACACUUCUUCCGUUUUCCCAACUGAAGCAAAGGAAAAGGAGAAGGAGGAGGUGGAAGCCCUCAAGGAGGCUGUGGGGGCUUCACGAUUCAUAUCAGAAACCGAACUUGAAGAUCUCAGGAAAAGUGGGGGGGCGGAUAGGCCAGAGGUCGGGACGCUGGCACCAGACAAACCUCUGUCUGAAAUACUUAGGGAGCAGAAGGAAAAGAAGGAGGAGGAAUUCCAGGACAAAUGGCGAAGAAUGAAGCAAGGAAAGAACCGCCCCCUUGAUGCAGACGAGUACACCUUUGUUAAGGCUCUGUAUGAGAAAGAGGACCAGCACACGAAACAAUGGGAGAAAGACAAGGAAGAAGACCUCUCUUUGUUCAGGGAGGCUGUCAAGGCCUCAAGGAGCGCCCAAGUUGAUGGAACAGAAGAAAAACAGCAGGACCCGCUAACGCGGGUGUCCAUACACAAACCAGAGCGGAGCCAAACUAAACGAAAGGGCUUGCCGGGGCUUCCUGUGAAGCGCGUUAUCAAACCCAAGGAACAGCCAGACCAAUCCAAGAAUGAUGAGCAAGCCACGAAGCGGCCUCGUGUUCAAGUGGAAGAGUCGAUAACCAUGACUGGUGGAGAUGGCCAGCCUGCCAAGGAUAUCAAUGCCUUGGGAGGACUCCUUGGCGACUACAACAGCUCCAGCGACUAG